Zingiber officinale is the source of this 3748-nucleotide messenger RNA. RefSeq names its product inactive protein kinase SELMODRAFT_444075-like. Lineage: Eukaryota; Viridiplantae; Streptophyta; Magnoliopsida; Zingiberales; Zingiberaceae. The record is from RefSeq and is a predicted model, not a curated record. Gene Ontology annotation, molecular function: protein kinase activity; ATP binding. The coding region runs from base 1162 to 3279 and encodes 705 amino acids. The transcript has 9 exons. Gene Ontology annotation, biological process: protein phosphorylation.
AGUGGUAGAACACGAGGGGCAUUUUGGGAAACGAGGUUUCCGACGGCACCUCAGCAGAGCGCGCAGGAGGCGUUCGGAAUGGGGAUCGCAAAAGCCGAAGAGAUUGGAGAGGUUUUUGCUUCGUUUUGAUCGCGUCGGAGGACGAAAGGGAUUUGAACUAGGGUUCUCUUGUUUUGGAGUUAUCUGGCCAGCGAAAUUUCGAUUUGGAAGCAGCUUUUAACACUGUCGGCCUGCGUCUGGAUUCAUCCGCUCCCCUGGCUUACUCCGGGAGUCUGACCGACGGCGUGGAUUUGGAAGGGAACAGCGCCCUGCCGAGGCGAAAAGUUUGGUUUUAGAUGGAUUUCGACAGCGUCGUCGAGCUUGGGGUUCUAGUGUGACGCUUCUUCUGCACUUCCUGCGUCGUGGUGGUUUUGCAAGGUGUCGGGAAGGGUUGUGUUGCUCAGACUCAUCUGCAGUUGAUUUUCGUGGGGUGGAUGAAGGAGACGAUUCUUUCUUCCGAUUUCAUAAGAAUCUUCAAGGCUUUUUUUGACGUCCUUUUUUCGAUUCCCUGAACAAGAUACCUUGUUGCUGCCGAGAAGAAGCUCUUUUAACAGAGUUUAGGGUUUCUAGCAAUCUGAUUUGGGAGUUCAAAGAGCGUUGCAGUACAUCAUCCACUUGUCACUGUCCGUUUCCUUGUGAAAAGCAGCGAGCACAUUUCUAUUAAUUCAUUGCAUUUUCCCAUUCGUUUACUUUGGAAAACCACCUUUUGCUUUGUAUGAAAUCACCGCAUCGUCUGAGCAAGUACUAUGCAGUUCCUCUGUAUGAGUUGGACUUAGACCAGAAAUUUUGGAUAUAAAGAGACGGCGAUGGUAACGAACAAGGAAAGUAAUAGUUCUCUGGUUGGUCAAAGUGAAAGCAUUUGAUCUGCUGGGUCAAAAGCGUCCUUUUGGAUCGCUUUAAACAUAGAAAAUAGUUCUCCGUGGUGUGGUUCAGAUGAUGGUCAUCUGCAAUGGCUUCCCCCUCGUAGGUCCGACCAGUGGAACAGGGAAAGAAAAGACCUAUCUUUAUUUCUCUUCUUGUUUUUUCUCGUCUUAUGGAGGUUCAUACAAGUAAACAUGACCGGGAGAAAUUGACAUGCAGCCAAGAGCUUAUCUAAGAAAGUUCUUCUUGAGUUAGGGAGAAAUGAGUACCAAUCAGCAGCCAGAGCAGGGGAAGAGUGUCAAGGGUCUUGAUGCUACUGUGAAGGUUGUUGUUGCAAUCAGGGCUUCAAAAGAGAUCCCAAAGACAGCACUUGUAUGGGCUUUAUCACAUGUUGUUCAGGCUGGAGAUUGCAUAAUGCUCUUGGUUGUGGUUCCUUCGCACAGUUCCGGUAGAAAACUAUGGGGAUUUCCGAAAUUUGCUGGUGACUGUGCUAGUGGCUAUGGGAAAUCACAACCUGGAACACCUUCGGAGCAGAAGUCUGACAUUACUGAUUCCUGCUCUCAAAUGAUGCUGCAACUUCGUGACAUUUAUGAUUCAAACAAGAUAAUUGUCAAGAUAAAGAUUGUUUCUGGAUCACCUUGUGGUGCAGUGGCUGCAGAAUCCAAACGAGUCCAGGCGAACUGGGUAGUGUUAGACAGACAGCUGAAGAAUGAAGAGAAGUGUUGCAUUGAUGAAUUACAAUGUAACAUAGUAGUAAUGAAACGCUCCCAACCUAAAGUUCUUCGCUUGAAUUUAGUAGGAUCUGAUGAUGCAGAGAUGCAAUUACUUUGUCAAGUACCCUCAGAGUUAGAUAGCUCAAAGGCUUCUGCCAGCAACAAAGAUUCUCAAAAAUCUAUUAGAGGACUAGUUGUGACACCAACUAGUAGUCCUGAUUUAGAGACAUUAUCUACUACUACUGAAGCUGGAAGUUUGUCAAUGUCAAGUUCAGAUCCUGGAACCUCUCCUUUUUUUGCCAUUGAAGCAAUCAGUUGUUCUCAGAAAGAGGAGCAUAUAGCUCCAAAAGAUAUAAGGAACAUAGAUAUAUCUUCCUCCAAUUCUGAUAGUGAGAAUCUUAGCCCUGGUAAAGCAAAAUUUGAGCCCUGGAUAGCAGAGAUUUUUGGAGGUGGCUGCCCAUUGCCAAGGGAAAUUCAUGAACAAUCUCCAUCAUUUAAUAGUAGUGCUCGUACGUCUACAGCCGAAGCCUUGUUGGAUAAACUUUCUAAGCUGGACAGAGAAUAUGAAGUUGGUUCUGUGAGUUGUAAAUUAGAUUUGAACUUCAGUGGAAAUGUCAGAGAAGCUAUUUCUCUCUCAAGAAAUCCACCUCCAGGACCACCUCCUCUAUGCUCCAUAUGCCAGCACAAGGCACCUGUAUUUGGAAAGCCUCCUAGGUGGUUUAGCUACUCAGAGCUAGAACUUGCUACUGGUGGGUUUUCGCAAGCAAAUUUCUUGGCUGAGGGAGGGUUUGGAUCUGUACAUAGAGGUGUCCUUCCAGAUGGUCAAGCAAUUGCAGUCAAGCAACAUAAACUUGCUAGUUCGCAGGGCGAUCAAGAAUUCUUCUCAGAGGUGGAAGUGCUAAGCUGUGCACAACAUCGGAAUGUGGUGAUGUUAAUUGGAUUUUGUGUAGAAGAUAGGAGGAGGUUGCUGGUAUAUGAAUACAUUUGUAAUGGAUCGUUGGAUACUCAUCUCUAUGGUCGUAAGCAAGAACCAUUGGAAUGGUCUUCUCGGCAAAAAAUUGCUUUAGGAGCUGCUCGAGGUUUGAGAUAUCUUCAUGAAGAGUGCAGAGUUGGUUGCAUAGUCCACCGAGAUAUGAGGCCAAAUAACAUUCUUAUAACCCAUGAUUUUGAACCAUUGGUUGGCGAUUUUGGCUUAGCAAGAUGGCAGCCAGAUGGUUAUCUUGGUGUCGAAACAAGAGUGAUAGGAACCUUUGGAUAUCUAGCACCUGAAUAUGCUCAAACCGGGCAAGUUACAGAAAAAGCCGAUGUAUAUUCCUUUGGAGUAGUCCUGCUGGAGCUUGUGACUGGACGGAGAGCUGUUGAUAUAGACCGACCAAAGGGUCAGCAGUGCCUCACAGAAUGGGCACGCCCUUUGCUCGAAGAAUAUGCUAUGGAAGAGUUUAUAGAUCCUUGUUUAGGUAAUGAUUACUCUGACGACGAAAUACACUGGAUGUUGCACGCUGCGUCUUUGUGCAUUAGACGAGAUCCUCAUGCCAGGCCUCGGAUGUCCCAGGUUCUUAGGAUUUUGGAGGGCGACUUGAAGGAUUCUUGCUACACUUCAACGCCAAGGUAUGCCAAUGGAAACAAGAGCGACCUCAGCAACAACAAUAUUCCUAUCGUGUGGUAGAAGGUGAAAUCGUUUGCCCCCAGCGCCUCCGACCUCAUGCCAUCACGAGGGAGAUAAAUCACGACAGCCGAGAAGGCAAAUGGUGGUGAGGUGAGUUGCACGGGAUCUAGGGAUUUACGAUCCGACAGUCCUGUGGUUCGACCCCGCAAUCUCAUGGGGCAAGCAUGUCACCACUUACUAUCUCGGAUGACCUGUGGGAUCAACAAUAUUCCUAUAGUGAAACAAACUUUGGAGGUUUUGUCUCAAAAAGACCACCAAACGAUACUUCACAAACAGCCUGGGAGCAAGGAAGAGUGUUAAUGCCACAUUCUUGAUCUAGAUUUUGUCACAUCGUUAGAUUGCAAUGUAAUAUUAGCUUUAUUUGGGUCGUACUACUCUUUCUUGGCUUAUAAAAAGCUUGUCUUUGUUAUCUCUUGAUCUUGUUUCUACAUAGUUUUGGGAUAAAUAAUAUCAACAAUUUUAUGAUCUU